Molecule: messenger RNA, 4928 nt
Organism: Alexandromys fortis (reed vole)
Lineage: Eukaryota; Metazoa; Chordata; Mammalia; Rodentia; Cricetidae
Gene: Cxxc5
Product: CXXC finger protein 5
Exons: 3
Coding region: 3007-3972 (321 amino acids)
Cellular component (GO): nucleus
Molecular function (GO): methyl-CpG binding; zinc ion binding
Source: RefSeq, a predicted model, not a curated record
UUGUUUUGUUUUGUACUGUCUUGGAAUGUUAAGUCUUACUGAAAAUCCCCUAGUGGUGUCAAGGGUGUAUCUCACCCCAGCCAAUUUCUAGGUCCCUGAGUGGUUACAAUGGCCAUACAGGUCUGUCCCUCCAUCCUGGGUGUAUGUCCUGACGACCUCAGGCUGUAGCUGCGCUUCCUGCCUCCAAGAUCAGCACACCUGUGUCUCUUGGGCCCAAGAGGGCUCCCAACCUCUGUAAACUUCCCAGACUGAAUUAUGAAGCUCAGAGACAGAACCCCCCUCAGCAUGAGUGGGGCAGCUCAGUUCAGUCCCUGGAACCUGUGGUCUGGGCUCCCUACCAACAUGUCUGUCUGUCUGUCUGUCCUUAUACUAUUCUUCAGCACUGCUCUCCUCUAUACCCCAGGUAGGUAGAAGUAGUAAGCCAGUCUGUGUGCUCUGCAGAGCUAGUCCCACCAAGCCAUGCCGAACUGUGCUUAGCUAGAGCCCUGGGGUUAGUGCAGGAGGCCCAACACCCUGGGAAACCUGCCCUCGGGCAGGAUGGUACUUGGAUCGGUCUAAAAAAAUCAUCGAACCAGUAACAGGAAUGGUGGCUAACACUUGUAACCCCAGCACCCAGGAGGCCGGGGUUGUCGGAGACUUCUCCCUGGAAGAGACAUGAAUUAUACUGUAAGGUCCUGUCCCUGAUCUCAAGGCUCUCUCUGUCCAGCUGGGACCUUGCAAAAACUCAGCCAUACCUGGCACCUGCUUCCACCCAGCUCUUCCUAAGGCUUUCAGCUGUGUGUCCUCUGGUAGCUUCUCCCUAUCCUUCGCUAUUUCCUUGGCAGCCUCUUCCUCCGAGCAGGCCCUCCAGCCUCACUCAGUCUCCUUCCAGGUCCCCUGUGCUCCCGGUCUGUGACCUCCUUGCCCCUUCCUCCACAGUAGCAGUGCAUGGAGCCACUACUGGCAUAAGCGGGGAAGGGGGUACUACUAAACAUGCACAAGAUCUAGCUGCAGGCCUCCUAGGAACACAGCAUCAGCCCCUCCCAAGAUGGAAACUCCUCCCCCAUGCAGUCAGUCCCUUCUGGGGCCGAGGGUGGGGUGAGGCCACUGCCACUACCUCCGGUGACCUCAUUGCCAGCUGGCAUUAUGAUGUCACUGGCCUAGCAUUCUGAGUUGAGUUCCCGCAUGUGUAUCUCUAAGCCUCCAGGUGGGGCACUCCCCUGGGGGCCGGUGACAGCUCACCCCUGACCACGAAGAGGUGACAGGCAUGGUAACAAUUUGGUGGGAGGGCAGGAGUAUAACUGAGCUGCUUUGCCUUGGGCUGUUCUGUUAUUGCCCAAAUAGAACAAAGGCGGUCAGAGAGCAGGUGACCAGCACUUAGCUCUGGGUUCAAGUUCUACCACUGCAAGGCACUAGCUGUUGACAUCAAGCCAGCAGCCUGAACUUUUGUGAACCUUGUUCUCUUCUUUUCUGAAGCUGGUUGAAGUUCCUGUCUCAUGGUUACUAUCCUAACAUGAAGCACACACACCGCAGCACAGAAGUUGCUCAAUAAGUGUGAGCAGCUAGCGAGGGGUUCGUAGUUAAACUCUAGUUGGGUUUGAAGAGAGCAAGGUCUGCCUGCAGAGGGUAGAGACAGGAGUAACCCCUGCGCUAGCAGAUGCUCUCAUCUCUGACUUCCCUUCCAACAGCCAAGGUCUCAACCUCCAUGGCCUGCUGUGACCGCAGGCCCUCCUUCCAUCUCUUCUUCCUGAGCUCAGGUUAGACACGGCCUCAUCAGGUGUCCCCGAUUCUCACUCUUGGGCUCCUCCCUCUAUGAUGGGCUCUGUCAUUCCCAUCCCUGAUCCCCUAAUAAAACCCUCUGACCUCCAAUCACGACUCUGCUGCAUCCCACCAGGUCUCUGACCCAUUCCCGAGUUCUAUUGUCAGCGUUCUCUGACCUUAACCACCUGUCUCCCUCUCAGGCCCAGCUCUCGGGACUGGUUCCUUCGCCCCUAGGCCCUAUCCCCACCCGUCAGCCCCUGGUCCCAGCUCCAGGCCGCCGGGCUCCUGCCUGGACAAAGGGGUCCUUUGUGGGCUGACCGCGGCUGGCGGGGCGGCGGGGCGCUGGCUCCGCAUUGCUGAUGAAACGGAGCCCUUUGUUGUCCCCUCCUCAGGCGCAGUAUUUCUUUUUGGGGGCUGGAUGCGUUCCUGGCAGGGCGGAUGAUGGAUGCGCCCGCCGCUGCCGCCUGCCUGCCCGCCAGCUUUCCCUCCCGCUCAUUCCCGCUCCGCUUCAACGCAACCCCAGCUCUCUUCCCCUGCUGCCUGGGUAUUGCCAGGCCCUUCCUGGCCUGGGAGGGGUUGCUAUGUGCCCUGCUGUAAAAGGCAGGGGCCUAGGAAAAUGUCCCUUCUGUUUUCUCCUCCUGUGAGUAGGUUAUAUGGGGGCCUGUAGUCUCAGGGGUCCAUAGGGACCAGGGAGGACAUCAGCCUUUCCCUAGGUCUGAAGGGGAUAACACAGCCACAAAGGCAGGUUUAGAAGAAGCUUGGGGACUAGGCCUAAGCCACGAAGACUAGUUUUGCAUAUCUGCUGUCUGAGGGCUGUCGCCCCUGUGGCCAGGCCCUGUCCGUAUCCUCCCUCCCCCACCUUCAGUUUCCAGGGUUGACAGACCACAGUGUUCUGCCUGCAGCACCUGUUCGGUGACAUAUCACGUUUUCUGUCCCAGGCUCAGUAUGCCUUAGGACCUGGGGGACUGAGAGCAGGUGGUCCCUGGGAGAACCGAAGUGAGAGAUGAGGAAAAUUCUAGGAGGGGACCAGAGAUGAACGGAACACAAGGCCUGUUCGCAACAUACAAAGACUGGGGAUGGGGACAAAAGCAGGAGCUCAGCCUGAGCAAAGUACAGACGUUCCCACGCGGACACCUGACCAUGUGCCUGCCCUGAGUGAGCCCCACCAGACGUCUCGAUUGUGGGCAACAGGGCUACACACUCAUCUGUGAGCCCCCAGCAGUUUGCAGGCUCUCCCAGCAGUGGGGUCUGGGCCUCGGCCCCACCAUGUCGAGCCUCGGCGGUGGCUCCCAGGACACCGGUGGCAGUAGCAGUAGCAGCGGCAACAGCAGCACCAAUGGCAGCAGUGGCAGUGGCCCAAAGGCAGGAGGAACAGACAAAAGUACCGCAGUGGCUGGGACCGCACCAACCUCAGUGGCAGAUGAUGCCCCGCCCCCUGAGCGCCGGAACAAGAGUGGCAUCAUCAGCGAACCCCUCAACAAGAGCCUGCGUCGGUCCCGCCCACUCUCCCACUACUCUUCCUUUGGUAGCAGUGGUGGCAGCGGAAGCAUGAUAGGGGGGGAGUCUGCUGACAAGGCAGCCGCAGCUGCAGCCGCAGCCUCCCUAUUGGCCAAUGGUCAUGACCUGGCUGCGGCCAUGGCCAUGGACAAAAGCAACCCUACCUCAAAGCACAAAAGCGGUGCUGUGGCCAGCCUGCUGAGCAAGGCGGAGCGGGCCACGGAGCUGGCAGCCGAGGGACAGCUGACGCUGCAGCAGUUCGCACAGUCCACGGAGAUGCUAAAGCGCGUGGUGCAGGAACACCUGCCCCUGAUGAGCGAGGCGGGUGCUGGCCUGCCUGACAUGGAGGCUGUGGCUGGUGCCGAGGCCCUCAACGGCCAGUCCGACUUCCCCUAUCUGGGCGCGUUCCCCAUCAACCCAGGCCUCUUCAUCAUGACCCCAGCUGGUGUGUUCCUGGCUGAGAGUGCUCUGCACAUGGCCGGCCUGGCCGAGUACCCCAUGCAGGGAGAGCUGGCUUCCGCCAUCAGCUCAGGCAAGAAGAAGCGGAAACGCUGCGGCAUGUGUGCGCCCUGCCGGCGGCGCAUCAACUGCGAGCAAUGCAGCAGUUGUAGGAACCGAAAGACUGGCCAUCAGAUUUGCAAAUUCAGAAAGUGUGAGGAACUCAAAAAGAAGCCUUCCGCUGCUUUGGAGAAGGUGAUGCUUCCGACGGGAGCCGCCUUCCGGUGGUUUCAGUGACGGCCGGGAACCCAAAGCUGCCCUCUCCGUGCAAUGUCACUGCUCGCGUGGUCUCCGGCAAGGGAUUCGGGCGAAGACAAACGGAUACACCCGUCUUUAGAACCAAAAAUAUUCUCUCACAGAUUUCAUUCCUGUUUUUAUAUAUAUAUUUUUUUUUUGUUGUCAUUUUAACAUCUCCACGUCCCUAGUAUAAAAAGAAAAAAAUUUAACUGCUUUUUCAGAAGAAGAACAACAAAAGAGGUAAAGCGAAUCUGCAAAGUACCGAGACUUCCUGGGCAAAGAAUGGACAAUCAGUCUCCUUCCUGUGUCCGUGUCAAUGUUGUCUGUGCAGGAGAUGCCGUUUUUGUGUAGAGAAUGUAAAUUUUCUGUAACCUUUUGCAAUCUAGUUACUAAUAAGCACUACUGUAAUUUAGCACAGUUUAACUCCACUCUCGUUUUAAACUUCCUUUGAUUCUUUCCAACCAUGAAAUAGUGCAUAGUUUGCCUGGAGAAUCCACUCACGUUUAUAAAGACAGUGCUGAUGGCACCGUGUAGAAGCCCCUCUGUAUCCAUCCACGUGUGCAGAGCUACAGCCAGAGCCUACUGGGACUGGAGUUCCUGUCCCAGGCCCAGCCUUGUUGCACCCACUGUCCCCUGGCUGGGACCCCCUACCCCAACAGUGACAGAUUUUGGAGAGAUGAGGAUUCUAUUCAUUUGUUGAUCCACUAAGAUCUGGGGAGCCCGCAUCUCAAUCCUGGCUACUUCCCCUAGAGAAAACAAGCCCUCUUUUCUCAGCCUUGCUCUCAGCAACAGAAGAAAGGGCUUCUCCGCGGUCCCUCACCUACCUCCCGGUAGGGGUGGGUGCCCAGGGGACUCCCUACCCGUGGCCAGCUCCCUGCUGAGGAACAUGCUGUUUGUAUUGUUUUAGGAGACCAGGCUGUUUUGUGAAUAAAAUUGAAUGCAUGUUUGUGUCCUGA